Oncorhynchus gorbuscha (pink salmon) is the source of this 878-nucleotide messenger RNA. RefSeq names its product very-long-chain (3R)-3-hydroxyacyl-CoA dehydratase-like. The record is from RefSeq and is a predicted model, not a curated record. Gene Ontology annotation, biological process: fatty acid elongation; very long-chain fatty acid biosynthetic process; sphingolipid biosynthetic process. Gene Ontology annotation, molecular function: 3-hydroxyacyl-CoA dehydratase activity. Gene Ontology annotation, cellular component: endoplasmic reticulum membrane. Lineage: Eukaryota; Metazoa; Chordata; Actinopteri; Salmoniformes; Salmonidae. The transcript is spliced from 3 exons. The coding region runs from base 44 to 346 and encodes 100 amino acids.
AUUGUAUUGUUGUUUUGUUGUCUGUCCCAGGUAUCCAUUCUACAUGUUGGCCUGCAUCGACACAGACUGGAAGCUGCUGACCUGGCUCAGAUACUCCAUCUGGAUGCCCCUCUACCCUCUGGGGGUGCUAGCAGAGGCUAUAGCUGUGAUCCAGUCCCUGCCUAUCUUCGAUGAGACCCGUCUGUACAGCAUCCCUCUACCUACGGUCCUGGGCUCGUCCUUCAGCUUUUCCUUCACUCUGAAGAUCUACCUGGCCCUCAUGUUCCUCGGUCUGUUCAUCAACUUCCGCCACCUGUUUCGCCAGAGGAGGAGACGAAUGCGCUCCAGGAAGAGGAAAAUGAACUAACGGAUAGAAGGACAAACCUCACGAUCUCUCCAGUCGCACUGCUGGUUGCCUUUUCACACCUCUCCUCUCACACCUCUCUCUCUCUUCUCUCUUCUCUCCUCACCUCACACCUCUGUCCUCUCUCUCCUCUCCUCCCCUCUCCUCUCCUUAUACCUCUCACCUCUCUUCUCUCCUCACCCAGUCUGUUCAUCAGAGGUACCUCCUCUAACACAAACCCUUCCCUUCCUCACCCAGUCUGUCAAUCAGAGGUACCUCCUCUAACACAAACCCUUCCCUUCCUCACCCAGUCUGUUCAUCAGAGGUACCUCGUCUAACACAAACCCUUCCCUUCCUCACCCAGUCUGUCCACCAGAGGUACCUCCUCUAACACAAACCCUUCCCUUCCUCACCCAGUCUGUCCACCAGAGGUACCUCCUCUAACACAAACACUCAUCUUCCUCACCCAGUCUGUCCACCAGAGGUACCUCCUCUAACACAAACACUUCUCUUUCUCACCCAGUUUCUGAUUUAUAUGUUAGUAUUAACAGAUACA